AUGGACCAUUUUUCCCUACACUCUCCCGGGUUUGUUAACCUGUUAGCCUCACAGAGCAGUCCACCACUAGACGUAGAAUCUGCUGAGGCACCUGUUACCUCUCCCGGGUUAGUUAAACCAGUGGAAAUGAGAAAGUGGUCAACCAAAGAAGACAUUGUGCUGAUCAGUGCUUGGUUGAACACCAGCAAGGAUCCCAUUGUCAGUAAUGAACAGAAGUUAGGAUCCUUUUGGAAGAGGAUAAGGGAGUAUUUCAAUUCGAGUCCUCACCUCGUUGGCUCCCUUCCAAGACACUGGAGUCAAUGUAAGCAGAGGUGGGGAAGGGUGAAUGCGGAGGUCUGCAGGUUUGUGGGAUGCCAUGAAAGUGCGUUGAAGGAGCAAUCGAGUGGCCAAACAGAGAAUGAUGUCAUGAAGGCUGCGCAUGACAUCUUCUUCAAUGACUAUAAUGUCAAGUUCACUCUUGAACAUUGCUGGAGGGAACUUCGGUUCGAUCAGAAAUGGAAAUCACACACUCAGCCGAAGGAGAAAAGUAAGGAAGGUGGUCCGCAAGUGGUGGCUGACGAGGAAGAGGUUAGGCCUCCGGGUGUUAAAGCUAGCAAAGCUGCCAAACGCAAGAAGCCAAACGAAGCAGCUUUUGAUCGGAUACAAACCAUCCUACCUCAGAAAAACACACUUUCUGAUCAUGAAUGUAUUAGCUUGUUUUUGUUUAUUCAAUCUGUUUUCCUUUCUUUGAGUAGUAGCAGUGUAUUUGGUCACGGGUUGGAAGGCCAGGGUGUUGCAGGUCACGGGUUGGAAGGUUGCGGGGUGUUGCAGGACUUGAUGUCUUUUGCUGUUGAUUCACGGAUGUAA
Brassica napus (rape) is the source of this 846-nucleotide messenger RNA. RefSeq names its product glutathione S-transferase T3-like. NCBI's taxonomy places the organism in Eukaryota, Viridiplantae, Streptophyta, Magnoliopsida, Brassicales, Brassicaceae. The record is from RefSeq and is a predicted model, not a curated record. The transcript has 4 exons. Bases 1 to 846 code for a protein of 281 amino acids.